AUGUUUUUUCCAGAAAAGCCGACCGUUGAACAUGGAUGUGACUCUUCAAGCAGCAAAUCGGUAAAUGUUGAGCAGCAAAAUGGCAGCGUUAUUUUGGCUCCCAAAAAGGAACCCGCCUCAAGGACAGGCAAAGAGCGGGUGAAAUUGCUGACAAAUUUCUGGGAGGUCAAUGUACAAAGCAAAAUAGUCUAUCGAUACAAUGUGGCUGUGUAUAUAGGAACCCCAACGAACGAGAAGGCUGUGGACUAUCUGCGAGGUGCUCGUGACGAUAGUGCUGUGGUCGCUAGACGCAAAUUAUGUCUGAAGGGCGCUACAGUUCGCCUUGGAACAUUACCGUAUACUUAG
Messenger RNA from Cooperia oncophora, 345 nucleotides. NCBI's taxonomy places the organism in Eukaryota, Metazoa, Nematoda, Chromadorea, Rhabditida, Trichostrongylidae. The record is from the annotation of a GenBank genome assembly.